UGGGAGGGGGGUAAAAAGCUCAUGGACACCAGUCCCCAAAAGACCAUCUAAAAGAUUUUGAAAUAUCCCUCAUUCACAAUGGAAAACUUAGGAGUCGGUCACAGGGGUGUGGCAGACGGCACAACCUUGAUGAGGGCAGGACUGGCCAUGGUAGUGGUGGGCCACUUGAACUUCCUGCUGGGGGCGCUAGUGCACGGCAGUGUGCUCCGACACAUCAGCCUACGCUGGCAGAGCCAAGCUACGGUGUACACCUGCGCCCACGUCGCCGCCCUGGUGGCUGGCCUCAUGGGAAUCAUUGUCGGAGUAUCAACCCUUAUCAUACCCAGAUGGAAGAGCAAGAAACUAAUGUGCUUCCUGCUGUGGGGCAGCCUGCUGGGUGGCCUCCUGGCUGCCGCCUCGGUCGCAGGCCUGGCUGUGACCCUGGGGAGGGCCAUCGCUGCCGGGCCCCACAGUCUUCUGGCCCACUGCAAGGUCCAGGAUGCCUCUGGCAACCCCGCCAUCGCCAACGAGUGCCCCUUCCAACCCACCCGCAUCUACGGAACAACCAUUGUCCUCUGGGUUCCUCUCAUUCUGUUAUGCAUGGUGGAAUCCUCCUUCUUGGGGAGGAAUGUUGUGGUUUGCGUCUCCUUCCUGUACUUCCCUGUCCCCCGCCGGGCCAAUAGGAGGACCAUAAUUGCCACACAGGUGAGAGUGGUGAGCCGAGAGGAAUUGACAUCUGCUUCCUGGGGGGAGCCUAGCAAGCAGGGGGCAGAGCCUCGUCAAGGUUGGGCGGGGCCUUCAGAACUGGAGGCAGGAGCUCCAGAACAGCCCAAGCUGCGAAGCUGGCGCAGUCAUUUUGACAGAAGCAGCCUUUGGAUCUGACUUCUGUAGUACCUGUUAUAUAACUUGUCACUAAUAGGUAUAUUCUCCUGAGAUACAGGGGAAAAAAGUUUUUUAAUAUUGAUAAAAAUGCUUAUUUGACCAGAAGAGGAGGUUGGCAAUGUCACAUGUGUGACACACAUGUGAUGUCAUCUUAAAGCACUAAGUUCCUCUUUAUGAAGAACAAGACUUAAAGGAGUGGCAUUUCCGAUAUGAGAAUUAGCAUAAAACCAUAAAUGUCCUCUACAGAGGACAAAAAUAAACUGCUGGUUCUCAGAUGGAUGUAUAACUAACUGGAAUUUGUUAAAAGGUAUAAUAUUAAUGCAGCAGGAGUUAUGUUAUUUGGCUACAUGAAUAUCGCAAACCUUAUGUUUUGAGCAUCGAUUUAUUUAGACUGCAUGUGUCUAUCAGAGCUUAUGGUGUCUU
Molecule: messenger RNA, 1284 nt
Organism: Paramormyrops kingsleyae
Lineage: Eukaryota; Metazoa; Chordata; Actinopteri; Osteoglossiformes; Mormyridae
Gene: tmem54b
Product: transmembrane protein 54b
Source: RefSeq, a predicted model, not a curated record